Molecule: messenger RNA, 381 nt
Organism: Lottia gigantea (owl limpet)
Lineage: Eukaryota; Metazoa; Mollusca; Gastropoda; Lottiidae
Exons: 1
Coding region: 1-381 (126 amino acids)
Source: RefSeq, a predicted model, not a curated record
AUGGCUUCUACCAAAGACUUUGAUGAACGCCAGAAUCUGUUGGCCAAAUUGAAGGCAGCUGAAUAUGGUUACCAACGAUCCAAAGAACAAGUGAUUCACCUCGAUAGAAAAAUCAACGAGAUCGAGAAGCGAUAUACCAAAGCAGUUAAAGACAACAGAAAGUCUUUCCGUUAUGUCCUGCGUCAACGACUGUUGGUUGUGGAACGUCUCCGAUCCUACUAUGACGAAUUCGCUUCUAGAAAAUCGGAUGAAAUACGCAUCAUCUGGCAAAUGUUAUUUGGUAGACUUGCUGCGAAUGGUGAUAUUAUAGAAGAAAUGAGACAGUUAGAGCAAGAAUCACAUUCCGAGGAAGAAGACAAUUCAGAUUCAGAUAAUGAAUGA